This is a messenger RNA of Drosophila persimilis, 1803 nucleotides long. RefSeq lists its product as uncharacterized. The transcript is spliced from 9 exons. Gene Ontology annotation, molecular function: sulfotransferase activity. The record is from RefSeq and is a predicted model, not a curated record. Gene Ontology annotation, cellular component: membrane. Bases 1 to 1803 code for a protein of 600 amino acids. Lineage: Eukaryota; Metazoa; Arthropoda; Insecta; Diptera; Drosophilidae.
AUGUCCACUCUGUGGCGUCUGAACCCAAAGUUCCUGAACAACACCAAAUACCAUACCAGAGAUAUACUCUUCUUCAAUCGAGUACCCAAGACGGGCAGCGAGACCCUCAUUGAGCUGAUGCUCCGCCUGGGCGAACGCAAUCACUUUCAGAACGCACGAUCGCCAUUCGCAAAGCCCACCGGAGUCUAUUGGUCGUUUGAGAAACAAAAAGAGGAGGCCCACCGCAUUCUGGAUCUGAUGGAGGAGGAUGCUUUCGCCUAUGCCGAGCAUGCCAACUAUGUGAACUUUCGACAGUUUCACCUGCCCCAACCCAUCUAUAUCAAUUUGGUUCGAGACCCUGUGGAGAGGGUUAUUAGCUGGUACUACUAUAAGCGUACGCCGUGGAAUUCGCUGCAAAUGUUCAAAAUUACCGGAAAAUUUGAAAAUCGUACCCAUUAUACGAAAAACUUUGAGGAUUGCGUGCUGAGCCACGACUUCGAAUGUCGCUAUGAUUACGGCCUGAACUUCAAAGACGAUCCAGCCGAUCAUAAGCGGCAGAGUUUGUUCUUCUGCGGACAUGCCCCCUUAUGCGAACCCUUCAAUACGCCCUCGGCCGUGGCCCGGGCCAAGCAGAAUGUUGAGCGUGACUUUUCGGUUAUUGGCUCCUGGGAGGAUGUGAAUGUUACCCUGGCCGUGCUCGAGCAUUUUAUACCACGUUUCUUUAGGGGCAGUACCGACCUGUAUUAUGAACCCGUCAAAGGCCUGGCCUUCAAGAAGCGCAACACAAACCACUGGAAACCAAAGAUCAGUGAACGGAUCAAGAGAAUAAUGCGGGCCAAUUUCACGCAAGAAUACGAGUUCUAUCACUUCUGCAAGCAGCGCUUGUAUCGGCAAUAUUUCUCAAUAAAUAGACACUUGGAUCUCCUAGAACUGGUUGAUCUUGUUCCUGUCCGACUGAAUAAUACACCCAAAGCCGAACGGGAGUUCGUAUUCUUUAAUCGAAUUGAAAAGACGGGAAGUCAGUCGAUGACCCGCCUAAUAAAUCAAUUGGGCCUGCUGAACGGCUAUGAGACAUUCCGCAAUGUGAUACAACCAAAAAGGGCAAUGACAGAGAACUUUGAGGAGCAAAGGGAAUUCGUGCAUCAGCUAACGGAACUGUCCGAACCGUCGGUCUAUGUGGAGCACGCAAACUGGGUGAACUUCACGGUACACGACAUGCCCCGGCCCAUCUACAUCAACCUGGUGCGCCAUCCCAUAGAGAAGGUGAUCAGUGCCUAUUACUACCUGCGCCACCCAAAGAUCGUGGGCCAGUCCGUGAGACGCAACCCCAAUAAAAUAGUCCAGGAUAAAACGUACUAUGAUAUGAAAUUCAACGACUGUGUGAAGCAGAGGAUAUCCCCCCACUGUGUGUUCGAUGCCCACAAUCGUUUCAACGGCGACUGGCGAAGAUUCGCCUUGAAGUUGUGCGGUAAUGCGCAGAUUUGCGAGCAGUUAAACUCCGAGGCUACAAUGCAAAUGGCCAAGAUGCAUGUGGAAAGGGAAUACUCUGUAGUGGGCACCUGGGAGCAGACGAAUAUCACACUGGCCGUACUCGAGGCCUACAUACCGCGUUUCUUUACGGGUGCCACGAAGGUCUAUUACUCCCAAACCAAAAAAUUUACGGUAAACACGACCCCACAUGACAACAGUCUGGAUGAGGAAGUGGAGCGCUAUCUCAAGGACAGCUUCAAAUUUGAGCUUGAGUUGUACCAGUUCAUCAUGCAGCGCCUGUACAUGCAAUAUAUAGCCAUUAAUAAGAACCAAUUCAUGGACAUUCCUAUCUAG